This is a messenger RNA of Acomys russatus (golden spiny mouse), 1363 nucleotides long. It is a transcript of the gene St3gal4, whose product is annotated as ST3 beta-galactoside alpha-2,3-sialyltransferase 4. NCBI's taxonomy places the organism in Eukaryota, Metazoa, Chordata, Mammalia, Rodentia, Muridae. The transcript has 11 exons. Gene Ontology annotation, molecular function: sialyltransferase activity. The record is from RefSeq and is a predicted model, not a curated record. The coding region runs from base 227 to 1231 and encodes 334 amino acids. Gene Ontology annotation, biological process: glycolipid biosynthetic process.
GCCUCCCCUUCAGGAGGACUUGCCCGCUCACAGGCCGGCCCUGCUCCCGGGACAGGGACCGGGCCGAGCGGAGCCGCUGCGCCAGUGCUGCCCCGCCAGCCGGGGCGCCUAGCGGAUCGGAGCUGCGCGCGGAUCUACCUCGCCCCGCCCCGCUCCACCCGUGAGGGUGGCCCGAGGUAGCCGGGAUGACACUUCUCCCCAGGAACCCUGCUAUCUGCUGAGAAACAUGACCAGCAAAUCUCGCUGGAAGUUCCUGGCCAUGCUGGCUCUCGUCCUCGUUGUUGUCAUGGUGUGGUAUUCCAUCUCCCGAGAAGAUAGGUACAUUGAACUCUUUUAUUUUCCCGUCGCAGAGAAGAAAGAGCCAUGCUUCCAGGGUGAGGCAGAGAGGCAGGCCUCUAAGAUUUUCGGCAACCAUUCUAGAGAACAGCCCAUCUUCCUGCAGCUUAAGGAUUAUUUCUGGGUAAAGACACCAUCUGCCUAUGAGUUGCCCUUUGGGACUAAAGGAAGUGAAGACCUUCUUCUCCGGGUGUUGGCCAUCACUAGCUAUUCUAUACCUGAGAGCAUACAAAGCCUUGAGUGCCGGCGCUGUGUCGUGGUGGGAAAUGGUCACCGGUUGCGGAACAGCUCACUGGGAAGCAUCAUCAACAAGUAUGAUGUGGUCAUCAGACUAAACAACGCUCCUGUGGCUGGCUAUGAGGGAGACGUGGGCUCCAAGACCACCAUCCGUCUCUUUUACCCAGAGUCGGCCCACUUUGACCCCAAGAUAGAAAACAACCCAGACACGCUUUUGGUCCUGGUAGCUUUCAAGGCGAUGGACUUCCACUGGAUUGAGACCAUCUUGAGUGAUAAGAAGCGAGUACGAAAAGGCUUCUGGAAACAGCCCCCCCUCAUCUGGGAUGUCAACCCCAAACAGAUCCGGAUUCUUAACCCCUUCUUUAUGGAGAUUGCAGCCGACAAGCUCCUGAGUCUGCCCAUACAACAGCCACGCAAGAUCAAGCAGAAGCCAACCACGGGUCUGCUAGCCAUCACCUUGGCCCUACACCUCUGCGACUUAGUGCAUAUAGCUGGCUUCGGCUACCCAGAUGCCUACAACAAGAAGCAGACCAUCCACUACUAUGAACAGAUCACGCUUAAGUCUAUGGCGGGGUCAGGCCACAAUGUCUCCCAAGAGGCCUUAGCCAUCAAACGGAUGCUGGAGAUGGGAGCUGUUAAGAACCUCACGUACUUCUGACUUGGACAAGAGCUGGACACUUCUGUUGCCAUCUGAGUGACCCCUGUCUACGGCUUGGGGUACCUGGUGCCAGUACAACCUAAUUGCACUCACCCUCAAUAGGGAGGGUGUUUUGGGACUGGCUAGGUCCCA